GGUAAAGGAAAAUGGAAGUUAUGGUCAGACGAACUGAUGGCAGCUCCCCCAAUACCAAGAGAUAUUCCUGUUAACCAAAUAAUAGUGGUAACCGUUGAGACAAUCAGAAAUAUUGCUUUGAUGCAGCUUUUGGUACAGCACCAGAAAGCUAUGAUGAUUAUUGGUCCUACUGGUACUGGAAAAUCCGUAUAUGUCACUGAUUUCCUCUUGAAGAAGAACAAUACCCACGUAUACUUACCGCUCUUCAUAAAUUUUUCAGCCCAAACUACUGCUAAUCAAACCCAAGAUAUAAUCAUGGCUAAACUGGAUAAGAGAAAGAAAGGGGUUUUUGGUCCGCCUGUUACUAAGAAGUGCGUCAUUUUUGUGGAUGAUGUAAACAUGCCUUUGAAGGAAACUUAUGGAGCCCAACCACCCAUUGAAUUGCUGAGACAAUGGUUUGAUCAUGAAAUUUGGUAUGACAGGAAAGAGGUGGUUCCUAUAAAGCUUAUUGAUAUCCAGUUUAUGUGUGCUAUGUGCCCACCGGGUGGGGGAGGUAACACUGUUACUCCAAGAUUUACGAGGCACUUCAAUCAUAUUUGCAUUGACGAAUUUCAGGAUAAUGUCCUGAUUAACAUAUUUAGCAGGAUUAUGCUCUGGCAUCUGGAUACAAGGGGCUUCUCCAAAGACUUUGAUCCUUGCAUUGAGGAAAUUGUUCUUGCUACUUUGGACAUCUACAAGAUGGCGAGGGUAAACCUGCUACCCACGCCCGCCAAGUCUCACUAUCUCUUCAAUUUGAGAGAUUUCUCCAGGGUCAUACAGGGGGUUCUUCUUUCCGUUCCCGAGGCUAUGGAAGAUAUGAUGGCCAUGAAGAGACUUUGGGUUCAUGAAGUCCUCAGAGUAUAUUACGAUCGCUUAGUUGACGAUAACGAUAGAUCGUGGAUAAUCACCGCGCUCAGAGAAGUGAGCCGUGAUAAACUGGAAGAAGAUUUGGAUGUAAUGUUCGAGAGGCUCAAGGUUCCAAAUGUCCCUAUUUGCCAUCGAACAUCUGUCGAAAAUAUGCCGAAUUUUAAAGCAACCAAGAAGUCAUGGUCUUUGUGUGGGAGUAGGCGGAUCAGGACGUCAGUCUCUCACAAGGCUAGCAGCACACAUAUCCGAGUAUGAAUUGUUUCAAGUAGAAAUAACUCGACUUUAUGGUAUCAACGAAUGGAGAGAAGAUGUGAAAAGUAUUCUUCGUAAGGCUAGUGCCACGGAUCAACAUGGGGUAUUUCUAUUUUCGGACACUCAAAUCAAAGAGGAAGGUUUUCUGGAAGACGUUAGCAACCUCAUAGAUCUGGAAAAUUAUUAUCGAAGAAUUUGUUGCACUGCGCUCAAAAUAUUUUUCACUACAUACGUACGCGCGAAUACUNUAUGCCGAAUUUUAAAGCAACCAAGAAGUCAUGGUCUUUGUGUGGGAGUAGGCGGAUCAGGACGUCAGUCUCUCACAAGGCUAGCAGCACACAUAUCCGAGUAUGAAUUGUUUCAAGUAGAAAUAACUCGACUUUAUGGUAUCAACGAAUGGAGGGAAGAUGUGAAAAGUAUUCUUCGUAAGGCUAGUGCCACGGAUCAACAUGGGGUAUUUCUAUUUUCGGACACUCAAAUCAAAGAGGAAGGUUUUCUGGAAGACGUUAGCAACCUCAUGAAUUCCGGCGAGGUUCCUAAUUUAUUCACCAUGGAGGAAAAGGUGGAGCUGUGUGAAAAAAUGAGACAGCUCGACAGACAGAGAGACAAAUCUUUGCAAACUGAUGGUAGUCCUGUAGCCCUCUUCAAUUUCUUCGUCCAGAUUGUCAAGGAGCAGCUACAUCUUCUUUUAACUAUGAGUCCCAUUGGAGAUAGUUUUCGAAAUAGAAUUAGAAAGUUUCCAGCUUUGGUGAGCUGUUGCACUAUCGACUGGUUUCAGACAUGGCCGGAAGACGCCCUACUGGCUGUAGCGACGAGAUUUUUGGGUGAAAUAGAGCUUAUCGACAAGGAGCGUCAAGUUUGCAUCGAUAUGUGUCAGAUGUUCCACAUAUCUACGCAAGAAUUAUCUGAAGAAUAUUACUUGAGACUAAGCCGACGAAACUACGUGACCCCAACUUCGUACUUGGAAAUGAUAAGCACGUUUAAGACAUUCCUGUCAAAGAAACGAAAAGAGAUCAUAACACUCAAAAAAAGAUAUGAAGUUGGUUUAGAGAAACUCGAAUCUGCUGGAGCGGAAGUGUCUAUAAUGCAAGCAAGUUUGGCAGCCUUGGAACCCCAGCUUGUUAUCGCAGCAGCCAAAGUAGAAGAAACGUUGAAAAAAGUCGAAGCUGAAUCUGCAGAAGCUGCUGUCGUUGAAAAAACUAUACAGGUUGACGAAGAAGUGGCAAACGAGCAGGCCAAAGCUGCCCAAGCCAUCAAAGAUGAGUGUGAUGCAAACCUGGCAGAGGCAAUGCCGAUUUUGAAUGCAGCAUUAGCUGCUUUGAAUACGCUCACACCUGCUGAUAUCAGUGUUGUGAAAACAAUGAAAAAUCCCCCCAAAGGUGUAAAAUUGGUUAUGGAAGCAGUUUGUAUCUUGAAGGACAUAAAACCUCAAAAAGUCCCUGCUCCUAGUGGAAUUGGAACAGUGGAUGAUUAUUGGGGACCAUCUUUGAGAGUUUUGGGAGACAUGAAGUUCUUGGACAGUCUAAUCAACUAUGACAAGGAUAACAUUGCACCUCGCAUUAUGGAUAAAUUAAAACACCAAAUCUUGAAUGAUGAAAGCUUUGAUCCUGAGAAGAUAAAAACGGCAUCCACCGCAGCUGAAGGUCUGAGUAAGUGGGUAAUUGCGAUAUCCAAAUACGACAAAGUGGCCAAAGUAGUAGCUCCCAAAAAAGCAGCGCUAGCCGUUGCUGAGAGUGAAUUUCAGGCGGCAAUGGCGGCUCUGGAAUUGAAAAGAGCCCUGUUACGUGAAGCCAGGGAAAGAGUAGCCAAACUGGAAGCAGCGUUGGAGGCUGAACAGAAAAAAUUUCAAAUUCUCACAGACGAGGUGACUUUGUGUCAACUGAAGCUGCAAAGAGCAGAGGAACUCAUAGGAGGCUUGGGAGGAGAGAAGGAUAGGUGGAGAACGACCGCCAAGGAACUAGGAGAGAAAUACUUCCUACUGACAGGAGAUAUUUUGAUUGCCGCUGGUGUUGUGGCGUAUCUCGGCCCAUUCACAAUGCAGUUUAGAGCAGAACAAGUAGAACAGUGGGUGGACGCCUUAACUAGCUACGAGAUCGUCUGCAGCAGAGAUUUUCAGCUCACACAAGUCCUAGGGGAGCCCGUGAUCAUCAGACAAUGGAACAUCUUCGGUCUGCCGACAGAUAAUUUCAGCAUAGAUAAUGCCAUCAUAAUUUCAGCUCUGAAAGAAAUAGAGGACAAAAUUUUAGAAGUCCUCAGUACAUCACAAGGAAAUAUACUAGAAGACGAAACCGCAGUACAAAUUCUGAGCUCUUCGAAAGUAUUGUCCAAUGAAAUAGCAGCUAAACAAGCCGUAGCAGAAGUGACAGAGCAACAGAUUGACAAGGCUAGAAUGGAAUACACUCCGAUUGCUGUGCACUCAACUAUUCUCUUUUUCACAAUUGGUAUAAUAUAA
Molecule: messenger RNA, 3589 nt
Organism: Leptinotarsa decemlineata (Colorado potato beetle)
Lineage: Eukaryota; Metazoa; Arthropoda; Insecta; Coleoptera; Chrysomelidae
Gene: Dhc36C
Product: Dynein heavy chain at 36C
Biological process (GO): microtubule-based movement
Cellular component (GO): dynein complex
Molecular function (GO): minus-end-directed microtubule motor activity; dynein intermediate chain binding; ATP binding
Source: RefSeq, a predicted model, not a curated record